Messenger RNA from Ostrea edulis (European flat oyster), 1005 nucleotides. Its product is annotated as coiled-coil domain-containing glutamate-rich protein 1-like. The record is from RefSeq and is a predicted model, not a curated record. The transcript is spliced from 2 exons. Bases 112 to 402 code for a protein of 96 amino acids. Lineage: Eukaryota; Metazoa; Mollusca; Bivalvia; Ostreida; Ostreidae.
CAUGGAGGUACUUACAUAUAGGUACCUAAAACAGGUACCCACAUACAGGUACCGAACUAUUAGUACCUACAUACAGAUACCCGUCUUCAAUAACCAUUAAAAUUAUUUCAUAUGCUGCAGGACGAUCAAGCAGAAGAGGGGGAGAUGAGAGUAGAGAAGGAGCGGGAGGAUGAGGAAGAGCAUUCCGGGAGGAUAAAGGAGCCUUUGGAGCAGGAGGGGGAGGAAACAACGAUUGAAGAUCAGGAGGUGGAGAAUAAGGAAGGGGAGGAAGAAAUCCCGGAAGAAUGGGCCAUAGCCAUAGAGGAGGCCGAGUGGGAUUAUGAUCCAGAUUACGUGGAAGAUAAUAAGGAGGAGGUAGAGGAGGAAGAAAAGGAGAAGGAACCAGUAAAUAUGUACAUAUGAACAAAUAACCUAAAUCCUACCCAGACAGAAUAUUAGGGCCUAUUUCAGAUUUCGAAAACUAAACCUGGCACUUCUUUCGAGGAUGACGGUGAGGAGGCGGAAGAAGAUAGAGAGGAGGAGGACGAUCAGGUAUAUACCUAUAUCAUAACCCGAAAGUGUAGUGGCUAUUAAGGCUAAACAUUACUCAUAAAAAUUGAAUUUAUCACCUAAUUCGAAUUCGAAUGGGCAUGUUUCAGUUGAUGAACGUGGCAAAACGCCCUAAGAAGACAUUAGAUACUUAAUUCUACUUUCCAUAAACACACAUACAGGUACUCACUGAGACGUACCCACACAAAAGGUACUCACUUACAGGGCCCCACAUACAUGCACCCAUAUACUUGUACCCACAUACAAAUGUCCACAUACAGGUACCCACAUACAAGUACCCACGUACAUGUAAGGUGAAGAUAACGAACAGUGAUCAAUCUCAUAACUCCUACAAGCAAUACAAAAUAGAUAGUUGGGUAAACACGGACCCCUGGACACACCAGAGGUGGGAUGUAAACAAAUACAGCUACUCACAUACCCACAAAUAGGUACACACAUGCAUGUACCAACAUACAU